Penicillium brasilianum is the source of this 3979-nucleotide messenger RNA. Lineage: Eukaryota; Fungi; Ascomycota; Eurotiomycetes; Eurotiales; Aspergillaceae. The record is from the annotation of a GenBank genome assembly.
GGAUGGGCCAUCAUCCUACCGUCAUGAUUCCCGUUCCGGUGUCUGGGUAGAUUUGUGAAUGUUCUGGAAAAGUGCCCGAACUCUGGCUGGGCCGCUUGAGGGUAUUUGUCGUGCCAACAAUGCAUAUUUGCCGAUGGCAUCCAAAGUUGCACAUAGUGAACUAUGUCCGUCAGCACUUUAGGCAGACUCGAUGCACGCCGGCAUAGGCGUUAUGUACGUCAGAGGGUUGAAUCGGUUGACAAUGCGAUUAUCAUCAAUCAUCAUCAUCGAGUAGACUCCGUAGAGAAAAAAAAAAUAAACGGUUCCAGAGCGAACGUGAGAAAACGGGGUGGUAUGCUGCGCUCGGCAGCAGCCACGACAUCAUGAUCUGCAUGCCUAAAGGUCAUCGACCUGGAUGCGGCCAGGGGCGAUGAACUGAGGAGAUACCAACACACCAAAGUCAUCAACUGGUUCAGUGGUUCAGUGGUUCGGGGGGUUCCAAAGUGGUUCAGCUUCUUCCUCCUUCCAAAUACACACUCCCUACCUUGAAACUAUCUUAGCACCUUUUUGAACUCCCUUCCUUCUGCAUUUCCGUCACUCAUCUUCCCCAUUCGACCACCCACCCACACCUCUCGCUGAUCCCCGUCGGAGACUCGGUCGCCAAUGACCGCCCUCUCGUGUCCUUUCUGAACCAAAAACCUUCCCCCCAUCCUGACACCAUGGCGAACGCUUUCGGUUCGGCAUGGCGCUCCUUUUGGCAUACCAUGACCUCCUAUGACCGUCAUGCCUCUCACGACUCACCCUAUCGCACUGGUCGACACGUUCCCCUGAGCCAAAGUCGCCAUGAACCUCUCACCUCCAUUGCUACCAGCGCUCUCGAGUCCCGCCCCGACCUCUCCAGUACUUAUGACGAUGAAGCAACCAAGGGCUUGGCAUCCGCACAAGCGACCGAAUGGAACGGCUCUCCAACCGAGGUGGGCUCGCCAAACCGCCCCUAUUCCCCGGGAAUGCGAUCGCUUGCUUCCCAAAAACGCGGUUCGAACGAGGGGCCCGAUGGACCGGCGGAGAUCCAGAUGCAGAGCUUCCAUGAUGGCGCGCCCCCUCCGCCCCCGGUUGCCCACUCCUGGCGAAAGAUUGAGCGGUGGUUGGAGCACAACUACGAAGAACUGUUGGACAAUCUCGGCGAGGGGUGCACACAAAACGACAUUAAUGAAUUGGAACACGAGUUGGAUGCCACUCUGCCCUUGGAGCUGCGCGAGUCGUUGAUGAUCCACGAUGGUCAGGAGCGGCCCGGCCUGCCUACGGGUGUCCUGUUCAGCUCCAUGCUGUUGGACUGCGAAGAAAUUGUGCAAGAGCGGAGGAACUGGAAGACUGUAAAUGACGAAUUCCUGAGCCACAAUGCUCCCCUUUCUGCGCCGGUAUCUAGCUCUGCUGCAAGCUCGUCCUCCGCUGCUGCCCAGCAACAAAGCAACCCGGGCGCGUGGCGCAAUGAUCUGCUCGACCGCCAGGACUCUCAACCACCGGGCGCCGUGCAAAAGGCAUAUGCUCACCCGGGCUGGAUUCCGGUCGCCCGUGACUGGGGCGGCAACCACAUCGCCAUUGAUUUGGCUCCUGGACCUGCCGGCAAAUGGGGCCAAGUCAUCAUCUUUGGUCGCGACUACGACUGUAAAUACGUCAUUGCGCGGUCGUGGGCCGCGUUCCUGGCCGUCUUCGCCGAGGAUCUAUGCAGCGGCAAGACCUUUGUUGACGAAGAGACCAACGAUAUGAAGCUGAGGGAGUUCAAGUCGCAGAAUGUUGAGCCCUCGUAUUUGGAGAUCUUGCGCUGGCGGACAGAUCAGAAGUACGGACGUCGAGCGCCGCGACGACGUGCCCCCAAUGGCCUGGGUGCAAAUGCCAAUGGCAAGUCCAGUAGCCGGGAUUCGCCUUAUGGUAGCCCAACUCGGGCCGACGAGCGUGGUCGCUCCCCGCAUCGGUUCUCCAAGGGCCCAGCACAAAGCCCUAAGACGCCAUUCGGUGUAUCCAGCCCUCUGGCUCGUGUGACGGAGGAAACUUCGAGCCCUAUUACCACUGCCGGUCCGACGAUCUCGGAGGAUUCCCGGGAGAACGGCAAGGAGGUCGAGCAGACCGAAGACCUUAUGGAGGUUGCUACGCCGCAGAUCUCCAACAAGGAGAACGAGGGAUUCCCCGAGAAGACGACCGAGUCGAAGUUGUCUGAGAAUGAGAAGAACGAGAAGACUGAAAAGAGUGACGGGACUGCAGAGCCCUCGAGCGUCAUGGACUCGGAGGUCCUUGGGGAGAUGAAGAACGUGGCUAUUUAGAGUUUUGAGUUUGAGCUCGUGUUCGUGCUCGUACUUGUGCUAAAUGGACAUUUUUCCUCGCUGCUCUUCUUCCUUUCUUGCCGUGUCUUUAUCUACCUCUAUCACCUCUUUUACCUAUCUCGCACUCUCGCAGGGUCUCUACUGCAUUCUCUUUCCAAUCCAAGGGCAACGCAGGCGUCGAUGAAACGAACUUUUGGAUCUACGUGCCACUGUUUCUGAUUCGUGUAUAGAACUUUAUUUUUGUUUUCUUUUUCUUCCCUUUGUCCAUCUGUGUUUGUUCCUCUCCGGAUUCUGUGGCUUCGCGGCAUUUGUUGUAACUUUUGGGGGGGGCCGAGGGUUAAGCUUGAGCUUUUUUUAUUUUCCUUGUUUUGCUUAGUGUUUUGUGUUGCUUUUUCUUGGACUCGCCAUCAAGCUGGCUUCUGUGCUCAUGGUCUUGAAGCCUCUGCUUUUCUCCAUUGAAUAUUUCCCUGUAAUUCUAUCAUGAGGCAGUGUUAGUGCUUUGCGGUUCUUCCGAGGGCUUGGCUCCAAUUCAUUUCCCCUUUGGUCGAGGGUCUGGCUGUGUCUGGUUCUUGUUCUGUAUCUUGUGUAUUUGUAUACCCAUAUAAUGCUCAUGGCGGUAAGUCCAUUGGUUUCUUUUGAUUGGUAUCCUAUAUGCCGUCUCCUCUAUAUCAUAUCAUCCAGGGGGUAUGUCAUACUCAAUGUCAACAUAUACAAGCAUCCCAUGCUCAAGAGUCAACUCUUCAUCCUCAUUUACACUCCAAUGAUACCUUCUCCUCCUCCUCAAUCCCAAUCGUCAUCGUCAUCAUCCUCGUCAACCCUCUUCACCUUCCCACUCCGAAUACUCUUCCCCUUCCUCCCCCCAAACCCAUUCCUCCUCCUCUCCCCCUCCUCCUCACUCCCCUCAUCCUCCCCCUCACUCCCAUCCCCAUCCUCACUCCCAAGCUUCACAGCCACAAAAACCCCCUUCCCAACCAUCCUCUUCUCCAAAACACCAACCCGGAACCCACUAUCCGUAGCAUCAAACCCUCUCUCCCCCAACCCCUCAAACCCAACAACCCUCUCCACGCCCACCCCAUCCUUAAACCCAAUCACGCACGGCAACACCCUGAUCCCCAGCUUCUCGACUAGGAACGGCGUGUUGCGCACGUCCACCCGCGCGAAGCGUACCUCGUGGUGGUGCGGCGCGAGUUGCGUCAGCGCCUGGUCCAUCAUUGCGCACCGCGUGAAGUCUGGGUGGAAGAAGUGGAUCAGACUGCGUGUCGACGAGGUCGUGUGGUCUAGCACUGAUUGGUCGGUUGUGAGGGUUGGGUAGGAGUCGUUGUGCGUCAAGGUAGCAGUAUUGGCUGUGGUGGUGGUGGUGGUGGUUGUGGUGGAGGGAGCGUUUGUGCUGCGGUUGUUUUUGCCAGAGGCGAAUUCGGCGUUUAGUUGUUGGAUGCGCGUGUCGCGGUAGCUGGGGUCGUCUUCGUUUUCGAGGGCUGCGAAGAGAGCUUCGUCGUCUGAGUCUGUGGCCAUUCUUGCGGGACUAACUCCUGGUAAGGAGAUUGGUUGGUGGUUGGUGGGAAGGAGAGGGUUGUGAUAUGGUGGUGUAUGGGGUUUCGGGUGGUCAAUUGAGUGUAAAUUGGCAACUUUUGAAGUGCUUUGUGGUGGUUCAAUUGAAUUGAGGGGGGUGUUGGAGGUUGGAG